Eruca vesicaria subsp. sativa (arugula) is the source of this 318-nucleotide messenger RNA. Lineage: Eukaryota; Viridiplantae; Streptophyta; Magnoliopsida; Brassicales; Brassicaceae. The record is from the annotation of a GenBank genome assembly.
AUGGCCACGUAUUUGUAUCAGCUCUCUCCGCAAGAAGAUCUUACAUUGGCGAAAAUGUUGGUGAGGGUGAACCCCUUAGUUACAGAUAAUCUGGCAGGGACAAGAAGCUUUAGCGCGGAAGGGUAUGGAUCUGUUACACGUAUUUAUAUUGUAUGUGGAGAGGACCUUGCGGUAACUGAGGAUUAUCAGCGUUGGAUGAUCAACAACUAUCCUGUAAAAGAAGUGUUGGAGAUCAAAGAUGCAGAUCAUAUGGCAAUGUUCUCCAAACCUCAAGAACUCUCUGCUCUUCUCUUGGAGAUUGCGGAUAAAUAUGCCUAA